AUGUCUGACCCUUCCACCACCCCAUUGCCACAUCCACCACUCUUGCCUGACCGCCAACCCCUCCACCACCACCACUCUGUGCCACUCAUCCAAGGUGCCGCCACUGCAGCCGCAUCCUCUUCCUCCUCCCUCGCCCGAGAGUACCGCAAGGGAAACUGGACCAUCCAAGAGACUCUCAUUCUCAUCACUGCCAAGAAGCUCGAUGACGAACGCAGGCUCAAAUCCCCACACGACCCCACCAGGCCUGCAUGUAGCUCCACUACCUCCUCCGCGGCCAGAAGCAGCGGCGAGCUGCGCUGGAAAUGGGUUGAAAACUAUUGCUGGAGUCAUGGGUGCUUGAGAAGCCAGAACCAAUGCAAUGACAAAUGGGACAACCUCCUCCGUGAUUACAAAAAGGUCCGAGACUACGAGACGAAAUCACAACAACAGCAGCAACAAUCUCACGAUGUCAACCACUUUCCUUCUUAUUGGACCCUCAACAAACAACAACGUAAGGAACAAAAUCUCCCCUCCAACAUGGUCUACGAAGUCUACCACGCCAUCACCGAAGUCCUUCAAAGAAAACAAACACAAUCACAGACUCAAAGACAACCACAAUCACAAUCACAACCUCCAGUUGCAUUAGCUAUUGCCUCAUCACCCCUCCCACUACCACCUCCACCACCCCCACCUCCACCAGUUACUUCUACCACUCCGGCAGUUUCAGAGAGGUCAGAAUCAUCAGGCACGGAGCACAGUGAGGAUGAUGAUGAUGGGUCAGAGUCAAAACGUAGAAAAGUUAAGAACCUUGGUUCAAGCAUAAUGCAGAGUGCAUCUGUUCUAGCUCGAGCUCUAAGAAGUUGUGAAGAGAAGAAGGAGAAACGACACCGUGAACUGAUUGAGCUGGAGCAAAGGCGGCUUCAGAUGGAGGAAACUCGGAACGAGGUUCACCGGCAAGGCAUUGCCACCCUUGUAGCCGCGGUCACCAACCUUUCCGGUGCCAUUCAAUCACUCAUUAAUUCUGGACGUCAUGGGCAAAGAUAA
Molecule: messenger RNA, 1023 nt
Organism: Sphenostylis stenocarpa
Lineage: Eukaryota; Viridiplantae; Streptophyta; Magnoliopsida; Fabales; Fabaceae
Source: the annotation of a GenBank genome assembly